CUUAACUUCAAUAGUUUUGUUUUAAUGUUAAACAUCAAAAAACUAUGCAAAUUCUGACGGUGUUUUUAGGACUUAUCUUGAGUACAUCGCUAUCCAAGGCUGAUCUUGGCGUGAUCGGCGACAUAAGCGACGAAACCUUUGAGAUGCUGAUAUCCGGCGGCUACAAGCCGAAGAGCAACCGGCUGUCCCGCCACGUGGUCUCCAUCCGCACCAAGAACUACGUGAGGCACCGGGGCGACAAUCACUUCUGCAGCGGCGUCCUGGUGAGCAGUCGUGCGGUCCUGACCGCCGCCCACUGCCUGACGGACCGGUACAUGGCCUCGAUGAAUCCGCGGGGCAUACGCGUGGUUUUCGGGCACAUAACUCGACUGGCGGUCUACGACGACUCAGACUUCCGAAGCGUGGAUCGCCUGGUGGUCCAUCCGGAGUACGAGCGCUACAAGAAGAACGACCUGGCCAUCAUCCGGCUCUCCGAGCGCAUCCAGAGCUCCAACCACGAUGUCCUCCCGCUGCUCAUGCGCAAGACGGCCAACGUGACCUAUGGCGAUACUUGUAUCACACUCGGCUGGGGGCAGAUAUAUCAGCACGGCCCUUAUUCGAAUGAACUGGUCUACCUGGACGUGAUUUUGAGGCCGCCCUCGCUCUGCGAGAAGCACUACGACACCUUCACCGCGGACCACAAUGUGUGCACGGAACCCGUGGGGGAUAGCAUGAACUGCGCCGGGGACAUGGGCGGACCACUGUUGUGCAAGGGGGCGCUGUUCGGGCUCAUUGGCGGUCACAUGGGCUGCGCGGGCGGCAAGGCCAUGAAGUUCCUCAGCUUUCUGUACUACAAGGACUGGAUUCUUGUCACCAUCCAAUCACUUUCCGACUGCGGGGUCAGAGUAUCCUUAGGUCGUGUUUUUCUUACUCCCUUGCUACUGAUUCUCGUAAAUUGAUAUACAAAAUAAAGCGAAG
Messenger RNA from Drosophila mauritiana, 957 nucleotides. Its product is annotated as chymotrypsin-2. Gene Ontology annotation, molecular function: serine-type endopeptidase activity. The record is from RefSeq and is a predicted model, not a curated record. The coding region runs from base 45 to 938 and encodes 297 amino acids. Gene Ontology annotation, biological process: proteolysis. The transcript has 3 exons. Lineage: Eukaryota; Metazoa; Arthropoda; Insecta; Diptera; Drosophilidae.